This is a messenger RNA of Tetrahymena thermophila SB210, 3927 nucleotides long. Its product is annotated as ATPase, histidine kinase-, DNA gyrase B. The transcript is spliced from 6 exons. Gene Ontology annotation, biological process: phosphorylation; phosphorelay signal transduction system. Gene Ontology annotation, molecular function: phosphorelay sensor kinase activity. Lineage: Eukaryota; Ciliophora; Oligohymenophorea; Hymenostomatida; Tetrahymenidae. The record is from RefSeq and is a predicted model, not a curated record.
AUGCACAUUUCAAACAAAGUAUAGAAAAUCAUUUAGUUACACGAAAAAAAUAAAACUGAGAAUAUAAUGAAGCUAUAUAAAAGUAUACUUUCAAUUAUUCCAGAAGGAAUCGCCGUAAUUAACUCAGAGAAAAAGCUUCUUUAUGCUAAUUCUACUUUAAAAAAAAUAAUAUAAUCAAAAAAAAAAUAAGAUAUCAUUUAAGUAUUAAUGAAUUUAGGAAAUAACAAUCCAUAAGUAGAAACUAAUCCAGGAAAAUAAAAUAUUAAUUAACAGACUCAAAUAAAUGUUAAAAGUCAUUUUAAUCUAGAAAAAGAAAAAAAUAACUAAGAUAAAUGUAAAAAGUAGAGUAUUUUAAAUUAAAAUCCAGCUAAAAAAAAUAGUUAACAAUACUCAAAUUUAGAAAUAAACUAAUGUACAGCAGGAUAAUAACAGCAAGCGAUUUCAUCAAAAUAAAUAAAAACUUAAAUUAAAAAAAAUUUAAUCUUAAACUUUGAAAAUACUAGUUAGAGUUGUCAGUAACAAGGUUCAAAUAUAAAAAUUUAAUUUCAAGAGUAAAUUUAAGAAGCUAUUUAAGCUUCCAUGGAUAGUAGUUCAUAAUCUUCUAUAGAUAAUUAGAGUCAACAGUAGAAUUUUAAUAAUAAAUAAGAAGAGAAGAAUAAAAAUCUAGAUCCUCGAACAAGUAUUCAAAUCCAAAGACCUUGCAUCAAUAAUAAUAAUAACUAAGAGGGUUAAAAUAAUAUAGGGUUGGAGCAACCAAAGUCAUUCAUCUCAUUUUCCAACAAAAAGAUAGUUGGAUUAAGAAGGGACUCAAAACAGUGUGUGCAACGAAAAUCCCUUUUUACAAGAAAUAACACAAACUAAAGCAGUAUUGGAAAUUACUAAAGCGAUUAAAGCGAAAUAUUAUCUUAUCAAGGAUUUGGAUUUAAUUAAGAGGAAUAAAACUAAUCUUAUCCAAAAAAUUUAGGUUUUGAAAUAUAAUAUAAUAGCAUUGCAUGUGAUUCUGUUUCUAAUAAAGCUAAUCUAGCAGAUAGUUCUACUUUAAGAUCAAAAUAAAUGGCUAUUCACAGAAAAAGUUGGAAAUUUUAUAAUUCUUCUUUAUCAGCUUUAUCCCCUACUAUUAAUAAAAGACCAAUAUAGUAAAUGUAGCAUAGUCAACCUAACAUAGUAGAUAAUUUAAGUGAAGAAAGUAAAAUUUAAAAUAAUAUUUCUUCAAAUAUAAAGAAAGAUUCUUUGAGUUUUUCUACAAAUAAGGCAAGAAUUUCACAAUAAACAACCUGUCCAUUUAUUAUGAAAGUGAAAACCAGAAAAAACUAAUAGCUAAACUAAGAAAACAGCAACAUUUCAUUGGCUCAAACAAAUAUAUCUAAUAUCGUUGAUUGGAUGCUUUCUUCUGGGAAAGAUUAGUAGAAAAAUAAUUAAAAAAAUGAUAAUGAUAUCUAAAAUCCAAAUUUUUGUGAAAAAUAUAAUAUUCCACUUAAUUGUGCUUCAUAAAGAAAAUCUUUUUUAUCUCAUUUCUAGAAAUAAAGCUAGCCUAACUUAUCUUAUAUCUAAUAAACUGAUACAUUAACCAAAAUUUAGGUUAAGCAUAAAAAUAAAGAUUUAGUCUUAUAAUUCUUGAGAGUAGACUUACUAACUGAGAAUUAGAAAAAUGAUCCUUUAGUAUUAAUAAUGGUUUAAGAUUUGUGGUAAGAUUUAUAUAAGAAGAAAGUAUAAGAGCUAUAAAAGGAUAAGAUGAAACUUUUUGCAAGCUUAUCUCACGAAUUAAGAACACCCUUGAAUUGCUCUAUAUCUAUGCUAGAAGUUUUAAAGGAUGAAAUGUCUGUGAAUAAUCAAAGAUAUAUAGAUGAAUACCUUAAUCCAGCUUUAUUCUCAAAUAAACUCCUUUUAAAUUAAAUAAAUGACAUUUUAGAUUUUGUUUAAAUGGAUUCAGGUAAAUUUAAAUACUCAUUUAUAGAUUUUGAUAUAGUAGGGCUCUUAAAAGAUUGCUAAAAACUUAUUAGUAUGCAAGCCAGCAUGAAAAAUAUAAAUAUAAAAGUAGUGAUUCAAAAAGGAGUUCCUGAAAGGAUUUGCUCUGAUCCGAAUAGAAUUAGAUAAAUUUUAUUAAAUUUUUUAUCAAAUGCCUUAAAAUUUACAGUAAAAGGAUAUAUUGAGAUUGGAAUAAAUCCUUUAGGAAAAAACCUCUAUGAGAUUUAUGUUAAAGAUACAGGUAUUGGAAUUAUGAAAGAUAAUUUAGAAAAGAUAUUUUAAUUUUGCAACAAAAUAAAUUAUAAUUAAAAUGAUGAAAGUUUAAAUUAGUAAGGAUGUGGUUUAGGUUUAACAAUAUCAAAUUCUAUUGCUAAUGGAUUAGUUUCAAAUAAUAUAAAUGAGAAAGGCAUUAAAGUACAGUCAGAAUAUGGGAAGGGAUCAACAUUUAGUAUAGUAAUUCAAGACAUGGAUUUCUAAGUUCAUAGCAAAUAAUUUAUAAAAGAUUUAGUGGAAAUUUCUCUGAAUGAUUUAUAAGUUGAUAAAAUGAAUGAAUAGAAAAAUUAAGAAGAAGAAAUAUCACCCUAUAAAAAUAAUACAAGCAAAAGAUCUUCAUUGUAAAUAAAGUCUCUUUAUAAAAGUAAAAAUGUGAAUCAACAUUAAAUUCAUCCUUCUCAAGUUAUUAUUGAAGAUGAAAUGAGCCAAGCUGAUUAAAGCAACCAAAGUGUAGAUUUUCUCAAGAAUUCUUUUAUCCAAACCCAAUUAGAUUUAUAAAAAAGUAAAAGAUUUGAAAAAGUAUCAAUAAAAUAACCUAUUCAAAUAGGAAACAAUCAUUAAAUAGACUCUGCUUUAAUUAUUGAAUACGAUGAAGAAAAUUAAUAAAAUAUUUAAAUUCACUCCCAUAUCUCAAUUAAAAAUAAUCUAGAAUAAUACUAAGAUGAUGAAAAUAGUUCAUUAGAAAAGCAAUUAACAAACAAUUCUAAUCCUUAAAAAAUAAUUAAAUCUCAGUAUAAAUAGUUAAGAGUCUCUAAGUGUAAGUCUCCCAAGAAAUAGCAAAAAAGUAGCAACAAUAUAGAAUUUACUGAAGCUAAUGAUUAGCUGAGUAAUUAAAAUUAAGAUCAUAUCUAAUCACAUAAAACAAGUGAUCAUGAGAGAGUGAGUACAAAAUAUUAAAAUUCUAAAUCAGACAUAGAAAGUAAUUUUGAUUUUAGUAAGAAAUCAAAUAUCAAUGUUUUUGGAAGUAAUAAUGUAAAAACAACAGAAUCUUUCCCUUAAAUAGAUUAAUAAAGGUCAAUGAUUGAUUAAGAAGGUUUCACCUCUUAUGUAGGCUUUUCUAAGUUUUUUGAAAAGCAACAUUCAUCAAAAAUUUUUCGUUAAUCUACUCUAAACAAUGAUCACACACACAAAUUGUAAAGUUCUAUGGCCUAAUAAAAUAAGUAUAUUGACAAUGAGCAUUAUGAAGAAACUUAGUAAAAAUCUUUUGAGUAAUAAGAGUAUAAACUAUCUUAAUAAGAUAUAAUAGAUAAUAUAAUAGAAACUAAUAAAAAGAAGAAUUGCUCAUGCCCUCAAAUUUUAAUUGUAGAUGAUAACUAAUUUAAUUUAUAUGCCCUAAGUAAAGUAGCUGAAUAGUAUCACUUCAGAUAUACUACGGCUUCUGAUGGAAAUUUAGCACUGUAAGAAAUUGAAAAUAUUUAUCAAUUUAAUUGUUGCAAAGCCCCUAAAAUUAUAUUCAUGGAUAUAGAAAUGCCAUUUAAAGAUGGUUAUGAAACUGCAUAAGAAAUUAUUUAAUUUUAUAAAAAUGUUAACUUAAAAUAACUUCCCAUCUUAAUUGCUUGCACAGCUUAUGUAGGACAAGAAGAUUAAAAUAGAUUCUUUUAAGUUGGAAUGGUAGAUUUUAUAAACAAGCCUAUUUUGAAAAACGCAUUUUAAUAAUUGAUAAUUAAUUGGUCUACUUUAUUUAUUUGA